Molecule: messenger RNA, 2818 nt
Organism: Cheilinus undulatus (humphead wrasse)
Lineage: Eukaryota; Metazoa; Chordata; Actinopteri; Labriformes; Labridae
Gene: pex11a
Product: peroxisomal biogenesis factor 11 alpha
Exons: 3
Coding region: 255-995 (246 amino acids)
Biological process (GO): regulation of peroxisome size; peroxisome fission
Cellular component (GO): peroxisomal membrane
Source: RefSeq, a predicted model, not a curated record
CGUUUUGCUCAGUUGCCGUGUAAGAAGUAAGUCGACUAGAAAAUUAGCUUGGUGAAUGAUGAAGUUUUAGAAUUUAGAUAAACUACCUGAAUUUGAAUUUGAUCCUUAAGAAAAAACAACUUUGAUAAGGAUGAAAACAAGAAACUGAUUUACUAACAUUAGCGACUGUUUAUCGCUAUCGUAUCUGCGGCUCGAUCUUCUAACGUGGCUGAACUCUACCUUCCUGGAACAACCUGUUCUUGUUGGAUUAAACCAUGGAAGCGGUGGUAAAAUUUACAAGCCAAAGCCAGGGAAGAGACCGUAUAUUCAGGGCAACACAAUAUGCAUGUGCACUGUCGAUAUAUCUAUUUCGAAACAACGCUGAAAGUAAGGACCUGGUGGCUAAACUUAAAAGUCUGGAAGCCACCAUGAGUGCUGGACGGAAACUGUUCAGGCUUGGAAACACAAUAAAUUCCAUUGAGGCUGCUAAGCGAACCAUGCAACUCUCUGAUCGAGUGCUCUGCCUGUGCCUUACUGCGGCCAACAUGACCCGGGCCCUCUACUUUGUUUGUGACAAUACCCUUUGGGCCCGUAAUGUCGGCCUGAUUCGCAAUAUUGACAAGGAACGCUGGAGCCUAAAUGCCUCUCGCUGCUACUUCAUCUCACUAGUUCUGAGCCUGACCAGAGAUGUUUACGUUAUCCUCCAGUUAAUGUCUCAGAAAGUACGAGAUAAACACUUUAGACGGAAAAUGGAUGCGCAUCUCAAUGGGAAUCCUGAAGUAGCUGAUGUGGUUGUCCCACAGCUGGAUGCUUUUCUGUUCCUGCUGCUGGAGAGCCUAAAAUCAGAUCCAGCCGUGGCCUUGGACACACUGAAGAAUAUAUGUGACCUCUUCAUUCCCUUAGACAAGCUGGGGAUUUACCAGUCAAAUGCAGGAGUGGUGGGAUUCUGUGGACUGAUCUCCUCGGUGAUCGGCAUUGUAACCCUUGCACAACCCAAGUUGAAAAUCAAACCAUGAUAAUGGGGCUGAAGAUAACCUUCCUGACCAAAGGCAGAUAAAGAGGUUAAGCUGGAGUAACGUUCGACUGAAAUCAGCACAGUUCACAAAGAGAUUAAAUACAUAUCACAAAAAGUGUUAGAUAAUGUGUUUCACUCGGUUGAAACAGAGUGGGGCUUUAGAUAAUCUUGAUCAGUGGUUCCCAACCUUUUUUCCUUAGGGCCCCCUACUCAUAUCUAAUAAAAGCUAAACCCUCCAGGACAAACUUUGAACAAAAUUAAACAUCAAUUUUAACUGUUUUCAUAGAGAACACCUCAACAUAACAUGCCUGCAUUUACUUGUUCUUGACAAAAGAUCUAUGUAUAAGCUAUCCAUUAUUAUGACCCCAAAUUAGGCCCACUUUAGGAAAAAAAAAAAGAUGUGGUGAUUUUCAUGACUAAAAUAUAAAUUUUCAAGUUUAUAUUCAUUGAUUUACGAUAUUUUCUUUUUACUAUUAAUGUUAUAAAUGUAUGUGAACAAAAGCUUAGAAUUCUUAAUAUCAUAAAGUUGAAAGUCAAACCACUGUUUUCAGUUUUGUGUCUUGUGCAUCUAUGACACUAAAAACUUGAAAUUUAAUAGUUUCUAACAUCAAAAUUUACAACUUUUUAAGAUUUUGAGUUUUUCUUAUAAAUUUACCACCUUUUUAAACUCUAAAACUUUGAGUUUGUUUUCUUGUAAAUGUACAACUUUACAAUCUCAAAUAUUUUGAUUUUUCCCAAAAAAAUGUUGCCUUAAUUUCUCAAAAGUGUACAAAUCCUCUUUAUUUCUUAAUCCUCUAGGGUGCCUAAAACACAGUGAUUAAGUUUGUAAUCAUGAUUUUAAAUAUAUGUACAUCUAAUUUUGACACAUCAGACCAGACAGGGCCCCACUCCCCCUGAGAUCUUUGGCGCCUGUCCCUCUAGGGUUGCUCGGACCUCAUGUUGGGAACCACUGGUCUUGAUCACAGUUGUUGGUACAGAUUUUUGUUAAGCUGGUUAAACUAUACUCCUCUAAUUGAUACAAAAAUACUUGACAUUUAAACGAGGCCAGUGUAAGCCUAAAGCACUGAUUUAAAAGGGAGCAGAUCAACUUCAUAAAGGAUGCUUUUUUCACAUUUUGUAAUCUAAAGAACAUAAGCUAAACUUGUGUGCAUUCCUGUUUCCAUCCACGUACGACACCAGCAGUUUUCAAAUAAGGGCUCCUUACAGAUGCAACUUUUGGUACUUAACCCACAACACUGUAAUGUCCGUCCACUGUCCGUCUGCUGUUUUUUGACAUAAUGCUGCUAUUUUUUAUCUAAGUGAGUCAAGCAAUAAAGAAGCUGCUUUUCAGACAAAAAGUGCUUCUAGAGGGAAAUUCAACUGUGAGAUUUCAGGGUUUUACUUAUCUCACAUGAUCCACAAACUGACUUUGACUGUUGGUGGAUUGUUGUGUGCGAUUUAAAAAAAAGUGUAAAGAAAAGAUUGCGCACUUAAAACAAAUCAAGUAAAUUCUACUUCUUUAAAUUUUAAAAAGGCACCACAGAUUGUGUUUGCACAGAGAGUCUUAAUAUAUUGUUUAGGGAUUAGGCUGGGUUUUUUUGCUUGUUUUCUUUUUUUUUUUCCUCUUUUUUGACAGAAACAGCACGUCUUUGGAAAUACUAGAAGAUUCCCUGUACCCAACAAAGCUGCAGGUGCAUGUGUUAAAAUCAAUGUGAGAUAAUAUCAAUGAAAGUUUAAUAAACCACUUUAUUGGUGUAAACAUGUCUCUAAAUGGUUUUGAAAGCAAACAAGUCUCUGAGUUGUGAUGAAUUUAAAACAGCCAUACUUCAGCUUUUGAAUGUAUAA